AGUAGUAGGAUGGGGAUCAGCUUCAGCUGUUCUUCGUGAAUUUCCAACCAACAGUCAGCCACCAAAUCAUCAUCAUCAUCAUCAUAAAUCCUUUUACACAUCUCUCACUUCACUAUACUUUCCUUAUCCUCUUACUAUACCUCGCCCCAUACACUACAGUUGGACCUCUACUUUUCCAUCGAUUUCUCUCUCUCAACUCCAGAUUUUCAAGCUUAAAUCAUGGCUGGGGAUCUGGAGAAACCAUUGUUGGAUCCUGAAAACUUCAACCGUGAUGGAAUUGAUUUAGAACAUUUACCAUUGAAUGAAGUAUUUGAACAACUAAGAACAUCCGCAGGGGGACUUUCUUCUGAAGAUGCUGAAGUGCGAUUGCAGAUUUUUGGUCCAAACAAGCUUGAAGAAAAGCCAGAGAACAAGUUUCUGAAAUUUCUCAGUUUUAUGUGGAAUCCUUUGUCAUGGGUUAUGGAAGCUGCAGCAGUGAUGGCAAUUGUCCUUGCCAAUGGUGGAGGAGAGGGUCCUGAUUGGCAAGACUUUGUUGGGAUUGUUUGUCUACUGAUAAUUAACUCAACAAUUAGCUUUAUAGAAGAAAAUAAUGCUGGAAAUGCAGCAGCAGCCCUUAUGGCUCGUUUAGCUCCAAAAACCAAGGUUCUCCGUGAUGGGCAGUGGCAAGAGCAAGAUGCAGCUAUUUUGGUGCCAGGUGAUAUAAUUAGCAUAAAGCUUGGAGAUAUUAUCCCUGCAGAUGCUCGUCUUCUGGAAGGAGACCCACUUAAAAUUGACCAGUCAGCACUUACUGGAGAAUCACUUCCUGUCACCAAGAGAACUGGUGAUGAGGUUUAUUCUGGUUCAACAUGCAAGCAUGGUGAAAUUGAAGCUGUGGUGAUUGCAACUGGUGUUCACUCUUUCUUCGGAAAAGCAGCACAUCUAGUUGACUCAACAGAAGUUGUUGGACAUUUCCAGCAGGUGCUUACAUCCAUUGGGAACUUCUGCAUUUGCUCUAUAGCUGUGGGGAUGAUUCUAGAAAUCAUUGUCAUGUUCCCAAUACAGAAGCGCUCAUACAGGGAUGGAAUCAACAACCUUCUUGUUCUCUUAAUCGGAGGAAUACCAAUAGCUAUGCCUACUGUGUUGUCUGUUACACUUGCAAUUGGCUCUCAUCGCCUUUCACAACAGGGUGCCAUUACAAAAAGGAUGACUGCAAUUGAAGAAAUGGCUGGCAUGGAUGUUCUCUGCAGUGAUAAAACUGGAACGCUUACUUUGAAUCGCCUCACUGUUGAUCGAAACCUUAUAGAGGUUUUCAAUAAAGAUGUGGACAGAGACAUGAUUGUUUUACUUGCAGCCAGAGCUGCAAGACUGGAGAACCAGGAUGCUAUUGACGCUGCCAUUGUUAAUAUGCUUGCUGAUCCAAAAGAGGCACGUGCAAACAUUAAAGAAGUCCAUUUUCUGCCAUUCAAUCCAGUGGAUAAGCGUACUGCAAUUACAUAUAUUGAUGCUGAUGGUAAUUGGUAUCGGGCCAGCAAAGGAGCUCCUGAACAGAUCCUAAAUCUAUGCCGAGAGAGAGAAGAGAUUGCUGGAAAAGUGCAUGCUAUCAUAGACAAAUUUGCUGAAAGGGGCUUACGAUCUCUUGGAGUUGCUUUACAGGAAGUUCCUGAAAAGAGUAAGGAGGGUCCUGGAGGUCCAUGGACAUUUUGUGGGUUGUUGCCCUUGUUUGAUCCUCCUAGACAUGAUAGUGCUGAGACCAUCCGUAGAGCUCUUAACCUUGGAGUUUGUGUUAAGAUGAUCACAGGUGAUCAGUUGGCAAUUGCGAAGGAGACAGGUAGAAGACUUGGAAUGGGUACAAACAUGUACCCCUCUUCGUCAUUGUUGGGUCGUGACAAAGAUGAAAAUGAAGCUCUUCCUGUGGAUGAGCUCAUUGAAAAGGCAGAUGGUUUUGCUGGCGUAUUUCCUGAACACAAAUAUGAAAUUGUAAAGAUUCUACAAGAGAAGAAGCAUGUAGUUGGAAUGACUGGAGAUGGUGUGAAUGAUGCACCUGCUCUAAAGAAAGCGGAUAUUGGAAUAGCAGUUGCAGAUUCUACUGACGCUGCAAGGAGUGCAGCUGACCUAGUCUUAACUGAGCCUGGCUUGAGUGUGAUUGUCAGUGCUGUGUUGACUAGCAGGGCUAUAUUCCAAAGAAUGAAGAAUUAUACGAUUUAUGCUGUCUCCAUAACCAUUCGUAUUGUGGUAAGCAGGAGUUUACAAGUUCAACUAUUUUGUUCAUUUAUGACCUUAUGUGUCAAGCAUAAGAUUUAUUGUAUUUCAAGUUUGGAAUUGGUUUUGUAUCUGAUUCUGUUGCAGCUUGGUUUCGUGCUUCUGGCUUUGAUAUGGGAAUAUGACUUUCCACCUUUCAUGGUUUUGAUCGUUGCAAUAUUGAAUGACGGAACCAUUAUGACUAUUUCCAAAGAUCGGGUGAAGCCAUCUCCAAGGCCUGACAGUUGGAAGCUCAAUGAGAUAUUUGCAACUGGAAUUGUCAUCGGCACUUAUCUCGCUUUGGUAACAGUCCUGUUUUACUGGGUUAUAGUGGACACCACUUUCUUUGAGAGCCACUUUCAUGUAAGGUCAAUCUCCAGCAAUAGUGAGCAAGUGUCAUCUGCUGUAUAUCUACAAGUGAGCAUCAUCAGCCAGGCUCUUAUAUUUGUUACACGAAGUCAGAGUUGGUCAUUUGUAGAAAGGCCCGGUGUUCUCUUGAUGUGUGCAUUUGUGGUGGCUCAACUGGUUGCUACCUUAAUUGCUGUCUACGCAAAAAUUAGCUUUGCUUCAAUCAGUGGAAUUGGAUGGGGAUGGGCUGGAGUUAUAUGGUUAUACAGCUUGAUAUUCUACAUUCCACUGGACCUCAUCAAGUUCACAGUUCGCUACGCCUUGAGUGGAGAGGCGUGGAAUCUCUUAUUUGAUAGAAAGACUGCUUUUACUUCUAAGAAAGAUUACGGGAAGGAAGAUAGAGCAGCUCAGUGGGUUCUUUCUCAGAGAAGCCUUCAAGGUUUAAUGGCUUCAGAGGAGUUUAAUGGCAAGCGAUCUCGAUCCUCUUUGAUCGCUGAGCAAGCCAGGCGGCGUGCUGAAAUAGCCAGACUGGGAGAGAUUCACACUUUUAGAGGACAUGUAGAAUCAGUGGUGAGGCUAAAAAAUCUGGACUUGAAUGUCAUUCAAUCAGCUCAUACAGUCUGAAGCCAUGGUGUGCAGUUGUUUAUUGUUCAGUUUUUUCAAGUAUAAUUUGCCAAAGUUAUCAAAAUUUUCUAUCCAAGAGGGAUUGGAAAGUGGCAUUUGUAAUUUAUAUAAGCAAGUUGUCAAUUCUUUGGGGUCUGAAAGGUCAGGAAUGCAUAUCUUUAGGCAACUUGGGUUAAUAAUUUUUGGUAUUAUCUAGUAUCUUGAGGUAUGAGAAUUAUUAUUUUUUGCUGGUAGAGAGGCUUAGGUAUAAUUAGUGCAAUCACAAAGUAAUAAAGAUUUUGAAACAGUUGAAUUUUCUCUUUGGAA
Messenger RNA from Mangifera indica (mango), 3495 nucleotides. RefSeq names its product ATPase 10, plasma membrane-type-like. Bases 220 to 3189 code for a protein of 989 amino acids. NCBI's taxonomy places the organism in Eukaryota, Viridiplantae, Streptophyta, Magnoliopsida, Sapindales, Anacardiaceae. The record is from RefSeq and is a predicted model, not a curated record. Gene Ontology annotation, molecular function: P-type proton-exporting transporter activity; ATP binding; ATP hydrolysis activity. Gene Ontology annotation, biological process: regulation of intracellular pH; proton export across plasma membrane. Gene Ontology annotation, cellular component: plasma membrane. The transcript has 21 exons.